Messenger RNA from Monomorium pharaonis (pharaoh ant), 2595 nucleotides. It is a transcript of the gene DMAP1, whose product is annotated as DNA methyltransferase 1-associated protein 1. Gene Ontology annotation, cellular component: Swr1 complex; nucleus; NuA4 histone acetyltransferase complex. The record is from RefSeq and is a predicted model, not a curated record. Gene Ontology annotation, molecular function: transcription corepressor activity. Lineage: Eukaryota; Metazoa; Arthropoda; Insecta; Hymenoptera; Formicidae. The transcript has 5 exons. Bases 557 to 1852 code for a protein of 431 amino acids. Gene Ontology annotation, biological process: negative regulation of transcription by RNA polymerase II; DNA repair; chromatin remodeling.
AACUUUGAGAGUUAAAAUUUUUUAUUUUUGUCGUUUGUGAUGGUUAAUUAUUUUGAAAAAUCAGAAUUUCGAUAGUCGAUAACAAUUGAAUUUGACUUAUCGACUGCAGAUAAUUACUAGUAUCCAGUUUUGUGUUUAUCGAUCGAACUUUUAGUUAAAAAAAAAUUGAUAAAAUAUCAAUAGAUUAUAAUCACUUUUUGAUCAAUUUUUGAACUAUCAAAUUGAAACCACACAAUGAAAAGAGCACGUAAAUACAUUGGUGAUAUAAAAUUUUAAAUAUUCACGUUAGAUGUCUACCUGCCGGCGAUGUAUUUGCAUGCAUGCACGAGAGAAGCAUUUCGCAGUUGAGUGUAAUUUGCGGCUUUUGUAGAUUUUGUGUCUACCAUUUUUAUACUUUCCCCUUGAAUCUUUCUUUAAACAUUCGAGAGAUGUGUUUGCUCAGUAAAACUGUUUAUACAGCAACGAUAAAUUGAGCAAGUUAACCUAAUGGAAACCUAACCUCAAAACACGUAAAGCAACCUCCGACUCCUCCGAGAAAACACCAUUAGCCGUUGCGAUGGCAGACGUACGCGAUAUUCUGGACAUCGAGGUGCCGACGACUGGCACGGAACUUACGAAGGAGUCGAUACUCGGCAGUGACAAGAAAAGCCGCAAACGGUAUGAUUACAACAAGAUGCCGAAACGUCCUGAGGGCAUGCACCGCGAGGUGUUUGCCCUCCUCUGCAAGGACAACAACGACGUGCCGCCGUUGUUCCCGACCGACACCGCGAAGGGGUACAAGCAAGUGCGUGCCAAGCUUGGCAUGAAGAAGGUCAGGCCGUGGAAGUGGACGCCGUUUACCAAUCCGGCUCGCACGGACGGCGCGGUUUUUCAUCACUGGCGGCGUGUCGCCGACGCUGGAAAGGAAUAUCCCUUCGCCAAGUUCAACAAGAAAGUUCCUAUUCCUACGUACACGAAUGCCGAAUAUGUACAACACUUGGUGACUAACGGCUGGACGAAAGCAGAGACCGAUCAUCUGUUUGAUCUGUGUAGAAGAUUUGAUCUUAGAUUCAUUAUCAUCAAAGACAGAUGGGACUGUGCCAACUUUUCCACCAGAUCUGUUGAAGACUUGAAAGAGAGGUACUAUCAGGUCUGUGCUGCAUUGACAAAAGCAAAGUCCCACACAGAUAAGGUUUACAUCUUUGAUGCUGAACACGAGAAACGCAGAAAGGAACAGCUGAAGAAGCUGUUUGAACGUACUCCCGAACAGGUAGAGGAGGAGCAGACUCUACUGACUGAAUUGCGCAAGAUUGAGCAAAGGAAGAAAGAGAGAGAUAGAAAGACACAGGAUUUGCAGAAGUUAAUUACAGCGGCCGAUCAUCAGGCAGAUCCCAGAAAGAGCGAGAGGAAAUCUUCCAAAAAGAGUAGUAGCUCUUCUAGGAACAGACCAAAUAAAACCGAUACUUCUCACGCUGUGGAGUCAGCUGGUAUUAAAUUUCCUGAUUUUAAGAAUAGUGGUGUUACUCUUCGUUCUCAGAGAAUCAAAUUACCCAGUAGUCUUGGUCAAAAGAAAAUGAAGGGGAUUGAGCAAAUGCUGAAUGAGUUACGGCUAGAAUUAAAUCCACCGCCGACGGAACAAAUAUGUCAGCAGUUUAAUGAACUGCGUAGCGAUAUAGUUUUGCACUACGAAUUGAGAAGUGCGUUAUCGACAUGCGAUUACGAGUUGCAAUCUUUAAGACACCAGUACGAAGCGCUGGCACCGGGGAAGACUUUAACGAUACCACCGGCGCUUCUACCAAAAACAGAACCAGAAGUCAAAGCGGAAAUCAUUGACGUGGUAGGAUCGCCCACCACGCCUAGUAUUACUCAUUAAUUCAGAAUAAUCUCUCUGUGAGAUAAGAAUUAGUCAAGUAAGCUCUGUACAUAUUGUUCUUUUAAAUUAUCAGCGUGCCAAUCUUUAUACCUCGAAAGUUAUUGAGCAUGCAUUACAAUGUAUUAUAUUAUGAACCCCUUUUUAUUUUUAUUAAGAAAAAAAAUAAAUCAUUUAAGAAAACAAACAAUAUCGUACGGUAGCUCUCACCUUACAAGUGGGGUAUAAUGAAAUAACAAGAAGACGUAGCGAUGGUAAUUACUUAUAUAUCUGUGUAUUUUAUAUUGUCGACAAAAAGUAACAAUGUACGGUCAAACCGUAUAAUUUAUCUACAACAAUCUACAAUAGAUUACAAUAUGUUUUGUUUUGUUCUUGAGGGUAUAGGAAAGGAGGGUGUGUGCUCGGGAAGAAAGAGGGAGGAAAUGUAAAAUCGGGGUCAGGACUUGGACGGGAGGGGCGGGGGGAGGGGAGAUCGGCAAGUGUGAAGGGUGUCAGAGAUGGUCAUCGAUGCAGGCCUUUCUUCGUUCGUGCUCCGUUACUCGCGUUACAGUUGACUUUUUUUCGUUCUAUUUUUUUCCUCUUUUAAUCCUAUGAUAAAUUAUUCGAGAUAGCUCUAGAGCCGUACUUGGUACGGAAUAAUGCGUUACAUCUGCGAUAAUAAUCGACAAAUCAGCGGUCGUGUGUCCCGCCUAUAUUUUAGUGCCGCUACGUUUCGCUAGGACUCUGCCGAUCGAAAAAAAAAAAAA